Molecule: messenger RNA, 6127 nt
Organism: Syzygium oleosum
Lineage: Eukaryota; Viridiplantae; Streptophyta; Magnoliopsida; Myrtales; Myrtaceae
Product: eukaryotic translation initiation factor 4G
Exons: 10
Coding region: 228-5891 (1887 amino acids)
Cellular component (GO): eukaryotic translation initiation factor 4F complex
Molecular function (GO): translation initiation factor activity; protein binding; mRNA binding
Source: RefSeq, a predicted model, not a curated record
CCCUCCCAUUUCCUCUCCUCCUCCUCCUCCCCUCUCUCUCUCUUUCUCUCUCUAGACGCGUGUGUGUGCAGCUCCUCCUUCCUCCCUCCCUCAUGACCGCCACCGAUUGAAACCCUAGCUCGCCCCCUCCCGGUCCUCCUGCGGCCUCCGCUCCCCUCCCAGGGGACAGGGAUCGACCCGAACCGACGCGGCCUCUGUGUGGGGGAGAUCCUUCCAGUGCGGGAUAUAUGUCCUUCAAUCAACCCAGGUACCAGAAGAGCGAGGCGGCGCAAGAUCGUAGAGGCGGCGCAAGAUCCGCGAGCUUCAGCCAGCAGCGGGCCUCCUCGGGCGGCUACAGUAAGGGCGGCGGUGCCCCCGCCCCUUCCCCUUCCCUCCCCUCCAAUCGAAGUUACAAGAAGACUAAUAAUGUGCAAGGAGGCCAAUCUAGGGUAAGCGUGCGGCCUGCGAAUAUCUCCUCGGAGCCCCCCGCGGGUGCCCCUCCCACCCAGCAUAAUCUGCAAAACGGUGUCCAUGUGCAGCCCCAGCCCCAAUCGCAGGGACGAUCUGAUGGUGGACAUACAAGCGCCACUGCCAGGCCUGCUGAAACACCUCCAGCCUCCAAUAGAGGCAUCCGAGCUGUUCCGAAAGCUCCAACUUCUCAACCACCCGCCGUGAGUUCUGAAAUGCCGCCUCCUUCGACUCCUCAAAAGGCUCCUGGAGAUGCCUCUAAACCAUUCUCUUUCCAGUUUGGCACUUUAAGUCCUGGUCUCAUGAAUGGAAUGCAGAUUCCUGCCAGAACCAGCUCCGCUCCACCAAAUUUAGAUGAGCAAAAACGUGAUCAGGCUCGCCAUGAUGCUAUUAAAAGUGGUCCACCAGUGCCAGUUCCUCCUGCUCCUAAGUAUCCAUUACCAAAGCAAGAUUUAGGUGCAACUGACCAGUCUAAUACUGGGGACAGCCUUACUGUUCCGAAGGGCAAGAAGGAUCAAGUCCCUCCCAUUCCCCCCUCUGCACAAUCACAGAAACCUCCAGCUCACCUCAUGCCUGCAAUUUCCAUGCAAAUGCCUUUUAACCAGCCACAGGUUCCUAUUCCGUUCAAUGGCCCCAAUACUUCGAUUCAGUCUCAAGGAAUGGCAUCCGCUUCUCUUCAAUUGCCAAUACAAAUGCCUAUGCUACCUGUGGGAAAUGCUCCUCCUUCAAUGCAGCAGCAGAUGUUUGUCGCAGGUCUGCAGUCCCAUAUGAUUCAACCUCAGGGCAUCAUGCAUCAGGGUCAGGGCAUGAGUUUUGGGGCUCAGAUUAAUACCCAAUUCUCCCUCCAGUUGGGAACUUUGGGAAUGGGUAUGAGUCCAUAUUCGCAACAACAAGGAGCGAAAUUUGGAGGUCCUCGCAAGACUUCUGUCAAAAUAACUCACCCAGAAACACAUCAAGAGGUGAGGCUUGAUAAACGAACAGAGGGGUUUUCUGAUGGAGGGCCAUCAAUCCGGUCUCAUCCAAACGUACCUCCUCAAGCGCAGCAUGUAUCAUCGUACCCAUCAAACCAUCCAGUCAGCUAUUAUACAAACAGUUACAGUCCCGGCCCUCUAUUCUUCCCUGCCCAAAGUUCUCUUCCCCUACCUGGUACUCAGAUAACCCCCACCUCUCAGGCACCAAGAUUUAAUCCUCCUGUCAACCAAGGGGCUCAAAGAAUGACAUUAAUGAAUUCCCAAGAUAAUUCGCAGCUUCCUGAGAGGACUGGUAUCUCUAUCCGAGCAGCUGUGGAGCCACCCAAGCAGGAUCAAAUGCAAAAUUCCCAUGCUCCUCCUUCAGCUCUUGCGCAGGGGACAUCUAAGCCCAGAAUUGGUUCUGAUGGUGAAAAUAUUACUGAUUUAUCUUCUGCAAGUGUCUUAACUGCUUUUGAAAAGGUUGAAUCACCUAAAGCUGUCAAGAUUUCUGGGAAUUCAGCAUCUAGAGAUUCUGAGGUUCCCAGAGGCCCUUUAUCGAAGGAACCUGGAAGUGAAUUAGGGGCAUUGCCAGGGCCUAAUAAACAACAUGUAGGUUUGACUGGUGCUUCUGGGGAACGGUCUGUAACCAGUUCUUCAACUGCCAAUCGCUCUUCCGCCGAAGCAGCUUCGGCUAAUGUUGCUGGAAGGAGAAUGGAGAACCUUAGCAGGUCCAAUUCUAUGAAGAAUCAUGAGCAAGGAAAGAAAGGGGAUGACCCACAUCCAAUCAUGGUUGCUGAAGAAGGAAACUCAAUCUCAGCCGUAGCUUUACGGGAAUCUACUCAGGGUGGGGUGCUUGAGAAUUUGGAAGCUAAGACAACUAACACCUACCCAUCAGGAAUUUGUGAAGAUGUUCUAGAGUCUGUAAGUGAAUCGUUUUCGACAACGGAUGCUCUUUCUCCCGAUAACGUGGAACUUGAGCACCAUGGUGCUGGGGAAGGCAUUGGCUCUGUGUCAUCUGAAAUUUCUUCUGGUGUACUGGUUCUUGAUAAUUCAGAGAGUUCCCAACAAUCAAUUCAAGAUGAGUCUGCCGAGAAAAAUGAAAUUUUGGCUAAUGCGGAUGCUGACAGAGGAGAACUAGAUAGUUCGGGGCCUGUUGAACAGUCUAAAGAGUCUGAUGAUAGUUCUGUGAUUUCUUCUGUCUCAGUCUCUUUAGAACAUUCUGAUAUCAUCAAAGAGGGUGACCUGGAUUCUGUCCCAUUGGUCGAAGCUUCUGGGAAGGAGAUUCCAACUAGCACAGCUGAGAGGACCAGCCUGGACGAAGAGAGAUAUCAUCGAGAUAUUGAUAAGACGAUGGGAAAUUUGGAGAUGCCUACAUCCUCAUCUGUGGAUUCUGAAAUUGGAGAAGCUACCCCUCAUGAUGCUGUUCCUUUAGCUAGUGUUCAUGGUGACAAUUCUUAUGCAGAUGCCUCUGUAAAUGGGAUGGAUGAGGUGAUUGACUCUUCUUCUGUUUCAAUGUCCGACUCUUUCAAAGCAGGUGCUGGGGAUGAUGGUGAUGCUACAGAAAGUGUCGGAGGCAGCUUGAAAUCAGUUCAGAUGGCAGUUCCCAAAGAUAUGCCUGCUCCAGAAAUAAGUAGGUCUUCAAGUAAUAUAUUUAAAGGAAAGAAAAAGAGGAAAGAAUUUCUCCAGAAAGCUGAUGCUGCUGGGGCAACUCUCGAUCUGUAUUUGGCUUAUAAAGGUCCAGAGGAAAAGAAAGAAGCAGUUAAGUCCUCCAGAGGCGCAGAGAUUGCUUCUGAGGACAUUCAUGCAAACCAAGCAGCAGCUGAGACAUCUCCAAAAGAAGCUGUGGUGAGCGAUGAUGUUCAGCAAGUUAAAGCCGAGAUAGAUGACUGGGAAGAUGCUGCCGAUGUCUCGUCACCAGCAUUGGAACCUUCUACUAGCGGGCAACAGGUUGAUAUUUUUGUGCCAAGUGACGACAAUAGAAACGGGUUUGUCGCAAGAAAAUAUUCUAGAGAUUUUCUCCUGAAAUUUGCGCAGAGAUGUACUAAUCUUCCCGGGAAGUUUGAAGUGACACAUGACAUAGCCGAGGCAUUCAAUCCUUCUGUUAAUGUUUCUCGUUUUGUUGACCGUGAUUCUCACCCCAGUCCUGGGAGAACGACAGACAGGCAAAGUGGGGGUGCUCGGCUAGAUCGCCGCGGAAGUGGUUUGGUUGAUGACGACAAGUGGAGUAAACUGGGUCCUUUUGGUCCAGGGCGCGAUCUGCGUCUUGAUGUGGGCCCUGGGCCUAACCCAGGUCUCCGACCUGGCCAAGGAGGUAAUUACGGUGUUUUGAGGAAUCCUCGUGUACAGACUCCUGUCCAAUAUGCAGGAGGGAUACUAUCUGGUCCAGUGCAGUCCCCGGGAUUUCAGGGAGGGAUGCAGAGAAAUAAUUCUGAUGCUGACAGGUGGCAGCGUGCUACUAGCUUCCCGCAGAAGGGUCUGAUACCUUCUCCUCAGACUCCAUUACAGAUGAUGCACAGGGCUGAGAAGAAGUAUGAAGUAGGUAAAGUUACGGAUGAGGAACAGGCUAAGCAGAGGCAGUUGAAAGCUAUCUUAAACAAGUUGACUCCUCAGAAUUUUGAGAAAUUGUUUGAGAAAGUGAAAGCAGUUAACAUUGACAAUGCAACCACUCUUAACAGUCUUAUCUCUCAGAUUUUUGAUAAGGCUUUGAUGGAGCCCACAUUUUGUGAAAUGUAUGCCAACUUAUGUUGUCAUCUCGCUGUAGAGUUGCCUCAUUUCAAUGAAGAUAAUGAUAAGAUUACUUUUAAGAGGGUGCUUUUGAACAAGUGCCAGGAAGAAUUUGAGAGAGGGGAAAGAGAGGAGGAGGAAGCCAAUAAAGCUGAAGAGGAGGGCGAGAUCAAACAGUCUGAAGAAGAAAGAGAGGAGAAGAGGAUUAAGGCCCGAAGAAGAAUGCUGGGAAACAUCAGAUUAAUUGGGGAGUUGUAUAAGAAGAAAAUGUUAACUGAGAAAAUAAUGCAUUCAUGCAUAAUGAAACUGUUGGGGGGUCAACAUGAGACUCCUGAGGAGGAGGACAUUGAGGCGUUGUGCAAAUUAAUGAGUACUAUUGGGGAGAUGAUUGACCAUGUAAAAGCAAAGGGCACCAUGGAUGCAUAUUUUGAGAGGAUGUCGGUUUUGUCAAAUAACAUGAAUCUCUCCUCAAGGGUUAGGUUCAUGUUAAAAGAUUCAAUUGAUUUAAGGAAAAAUAAAUGGCAGCAAAGGAGGAAGGUUGAAGGGCCAAAGAAGAUUGAUGAAGUUCAUAGAGAUGCUGCUCAAGAACGACACCAGGUUAGCAGAAAUGCUCGUGGUCCAGGGAUCAAUCCUUCAAGAAGAGGACAGCCAGUGGACUUUUCUUCUAGGGGCUCUAGUAUGUUAUCCUCUCCAAAUGCCCAGGCCAGUGGUUUCCGUGGGUUGCAGUCACAGGUCCGUGGGCAGGGCAGUCAGGAUGUUCGGUUUGAAGAAAGACAGCCUCAUGAGCCCAGGCCAUUGGCAGUUCCUUUGCCUCAAAGGUUAAGUGAUGAUUCUCAUUCAAUUACUCUAGGACCUCAGGGUGGGCUUGCCAGGGGCAUGUCAUUCAGAGGGCCGUCAUCAGUGUCAAGCACUUCAGUAGCUGAUAUGUCCUCCGGCUUGUUGGACUCUCGAAGAAUAGCAGACGGUUCAAAUGGAUUUAGCUCUGUAGAGAAGACAAGCUACAGCUCAAGGGAAACUGUGACGAGUCAUAUGGCAGAUAGGCUUUCAGGCUCUGGUGCUUAUGACCAAUCUGGUGUGCAUCGUAAUAGGCCUGGUAGCCGAGAAGGUUUUGAUAGAUCUGGUGGAAAUUCUCCUUCACUUCGAGUACAGGGAACAGGUUCCUCUCAGGAUAUGUCUUCAGAGAAAGUAUGGUCAGAAGAGAGACUGAGAGUUAUGUCCAUUGCAGCAAUUAAAGAAUUCUAUAGUGCCAAAGAUGAGAAGGAAAUUAGUUUAUGCAUCAAGGACUUGAAUUCUCCAAGCUUCUAUCCUUCCAUGAUCUCUCUCUGGGUUACACACUCCUUUGAAAGGAAAGACUUGGAAAGGGAUCUCCUGGCCAAGCUUCUAAUCAACCUUACUAGGUCUCAAGAAUGCAUGUUAAGUCCGGUGGACCUCAUCAAAGGGUUCGAGUCUGUGCUCACUACUUUGGAGGAUACAGUCAACGAUGCCCCGAAAGCAGCCGAGUUUCUCGGCCGUAUUUUUGGCAAAGUUAUUGCUGAAGACGUGAUUCCAUUGAGGGAGAUUGGGCGUUUGAUACACGUAGGCGGAGAAGAACCUGGACAGCUUGUAGAAGCUGGGCUUGCGGCGGACGUCCUUGGAAGCAUUCUGGAGGUGAUCAAAUCUGAGAAAGGUGACACUGUUUUCAACGAGAUUCUGUCUAGCUCCAACUUGCGGUUGGAGGAUUUUCGGCCGCCGGGACGUACAAGCUCAAGGAUUUUAGACAAGUUCUUUUAGAUGAUUAAGAUGGCACUCAGUGUAUCUCUCGUAGUUGCUAUUUAAUAUAGAAAGUUUUUUCUUAUGGGUGGACGAUAAUCUCUUUUGGUUGUCCUUGUCCACGCCAUGGAAUAGUUUUAUUCUUUGAAAGAUCAAAUGCAAAAUCCAGAGGUUCAAUGGAGCAUUAACCUCGAGCUAAGUGUUUGUUUUCAUACUAGGGAGAAUACAUAUGGUCAAUAUAAUAUAGAAAUUAGUAA